CCGGAAUAGUGCUGUGCCAUCACAAAAGUAUUCUUGUAGUUUUGACAAUUGUAAAACGUUUAGCAUUUGUUUUGAUGUCCAGAAAUUUUUCCGGGCGCUUUAUUUUGUGAGUUUGCUGCCGUAGUAAUAUUGAAUUUAUUCUGAAAUUAAAUAGGCAGAAAAUAUGUCCGGUUUGGAGUCGUAUGUGAACACCACCGUAUCGAUCAUAACAGCCGACGGGCGGAAUUUCGUCGGCACGCUCAAAGGAUUUGACCAAACCAUCAACAUAAUUCUGGACGAAUCACAUGAACGGGUGUACUCUAUGAACACCGGCAUAGAGCAAGUUGUUCUAGGCCUGCACAUAAUCCGCGGGGACAAUGUGGCAGUCAUUGGCCAGCUUGACGAGAGCAUAGACAGCAAACUGGACUUUUCUACGAUACGAGGAAUGCCACUCGAGCCAGUGGUUCACUAAUUUAAUAACGGUAUAAUUUGUAAGAUCAAUGAAUUGUUUUGAAAUAAAAUGAUGUGUUUCAAAAAAUA
Messenger RNA from Aedes albopictus (Asian tiger mosquito), 519 nucleotides. RefSeq names its product U6 snRNA-associated Sm-like protein LSm8. The record is from RefSeq and is a predicted model, not a curated record. NCBI's taxonomy places the organism in Eukaryota, Metazoa, Arthropoda, Insecta, Diptera, Culicidae. The transcript has 2 exons. Gene Ontology annotation, biological process: mRNA splicing, via spliceosome. Gene Ontology annotation, molecular function: RNA binding. Bases 164 to 451 code for a protein of 95 amino acids. Gene Ontology annotation, cellular component: precatalytic spliceosome; U6 snRNP; U4/U6 x U5 tri-snRNP complex.